AUGAAGCGCGCAACAGACCAAAAUGACAGCGGUGGAAGGAACGAGCAACUGAGCAACGAAGACGUUGCCAAAAUUAGAGGCGAUCCAAUGGCCUACGUAGUGGAAGCGACCAAUAAAAAAAACAUCAUCCAAAUAAAGAAUGACCUUGAAUAUAUCAAAAAUAUAAUUCACAGUGACAUCAUCAAAAUUUUAAAAAAAAACGCACAAGAGUUUAUGUGUCUCCCCUCCAACUUAAAUCUCAUGGAAAAAAUGAUGCCCCCCUUAAAGAGACAAGUGGAAUUGUCCAAGACGUUUAUUCACGUCCUGCUCAGAGAAGUGCUUCAUAUCCAUACAGAUAAAUAUCAACUCUUGGUAGACAAAAUCAACAUGUCGUUUUUAAAAAACGUUUUGAAGAAUAACGUACAGGUGGAGGAGCUAUUAACUAAAUUACACAAAAAAAUAAAAAUGUUAAAUCAGAAUAAGCAAUUUCUAUCACUGAUCAGUAUGUAUAAUGAGCUCCACAGAGAGGACUUCCAUUUCGAGAGAACAAAACAGUUUCUUAUCCAACAUGUUAGGAUCAAUAACUUUAACUUGUUCUUUUACGUCAUCGAAAGAAUUGUCCUUGUCGCCAAAGCCACAUGGGAGAUAAAGGCCCUGCUAUAUAAUAAUUACAAAACCAUGUGCAAAAUAGCUAGCUCAUUACCUGCCUGGAAUAACCUCCUAGAUAAAUAUGGGAGGGCAUCCGAAUGUAGCGAAGACGCAAUCCAUUCUGCUAAGAAUAACUCCCUUAAACAGAUGAACGAAUGUUUAAGAAGGAUUAUGACUGAGAUUGGUUCGCACCUUCAUCGGGUUUGUUAUGUCUUCCUUCGAGUGGUGAAGGAUGCCCUCCCUGUCCGCUGCAGCAGGGACGCUAGUGGCAACUUCCUUCUGGAUCAGUGCCUGCAUGGCGUUGUGACUGCCUCCUACCUGCUCAACCGGAUGGACGCCUUCACUGAUUUGUUUCGCGAGAUCUUUGUGGACAGCCUGGCAGACCUCCCGUUCGAGUCCUACGACGCCUUCCUCACACACGCGAGAAGGCACCUGCUGGAAGACGAACGCGUCGCGGAGAUAAACAGGCACGUGGACGAAGUGGACCCAGGCGCGCUGUUCUGCGCCAAGGGAAUUGUGCAGAGUCUGCUGCAAAUCAUCAAGGAGAAAUUCCACGAAAUUUUUCUCCUCACCUACUGCGACAACUUCAUCGAAAAUUACACCAAAACGACGAGCUUUCUCAACGAAAUAAGAAGAAAAAAAGGAAGAAAAAAGUAUGAACAGUUCAUAAUUUCUGAACAUGUUCAUAAUUUUUUAAAAAAUUUCGAAAGGGAAGCAUACGCACAGUACAUCCUCAAUGUGCUGGAAAAUAAGAUAAAUGAGAAUUGCAAAAAUGUCAUCCUGUUUGAUAAAAAAUAUAUAUUUGAUGAGAAGUCUUAUUGGCUAAAGGAAACGAUCAAUUUGAUUAAAAUUUUUAAAAUUCUCUUUACGAGCAAGUAUUACAUUCCAAGUUCCCUUCCGAAUUAUCUGGCCUUCAUUUUUAAGCACUUUAAAAAUUACAUAGACAAUGUGGAAGCCUUUUUGCUUUUCCUGCGAGAAAAUCGCAACGCCAAAAUUUUUGGCACGGACAGAACGCGAUUCAAUUGGAGCCCUACGCUCAGCUACAACAGCGUGGGGUUUGUCCUGUCCGACUUGAUGUCCCUACGGAGGAUAUUUCAACACCAUGGGUGA
Messenger RNA from Plasmodium inui San Antonio 1, 1737 nucleotides. RefSeq lists its product as hypothetical. Gene Ontology annotation, cellular component: membrane; COG complex. Gene Ontology annotation, biological process: protein transport; Golgi organization; intra-Golgi vesicle-mediated transport. NCBI's taxonomy places the organism in Eukaryota, Apicomplexa, Aconoidasida, Haemosporida, Plasmodiidae. The record is from RefSeq and is a predicted model, not a curated record. The transcript is spliced from 3 exons. Bases 1 to 1737 code for a protein of 578 amino acids.